Necator americanus (New World hookworm) is the source of this 294-nucleotide messenger RNA. RefSeq lists its product as uncharacterized. The record is from RefSeq and is a predicted model, not a curated record. The transcript is spliced from 5 exons. NCBI's taxonomy places the organism in Eukaryota, Metazoa, Nematoda, Chromadorea, Rhabditida, Ancylostomatidae. Bases 1 to 294 code for a protein of 97 amino acids.
AUGCUUCUGGGACCAGGUGAUCAAAACCAAAGUAAUUUAAAUGAGAUGACGAGAGCUCAGAAGCUGAACUGUAAACAAGGGAAUUUCGACUUCGAAGACAUCCCGGUUGACCACUUAUCAUCGUUCACAUUGAAGCUUCCGUGCUUGCUUUUUUCAUCUUUUAAAGUGUUCUAUACUGUCUUUUCUUUUUUAUGCUGGACUGAUCUCACUGACUGCUUCUGCAAACUUAUCACUUUGGUCAAGUUCAAAAAGAAGAAUGUACCUACGACUAAUUCCUGCAUCCAGAUCGUAUAA